This is a messenger RNA of Hyaloperonospora brassicae, 951 nucleotides long. Lineage: Eukaryota; Oomycota; Peronosporomycetes; Peronosporales; Peronosporaceae. The record is from the annotation of a GenBank genome assembly.
AUGCUCCUGCGGCGCGCGUGGGGGACGACGCUGCGUCGUCUUCGGUCGCCUCGUGCUACAACUGCACUGGCGUCGCCGUUCUCUUCGGUGAAGGAUGACGAGCGCCACACGGUGCAAGUGCUGCAUACGAGGCCGCCGACGAGCUACGUGGACGUGGAGCAGGACAUUGCCGCGUUGCAGCGCGACAUCCGCACGGCGUACAACUCUGGAGCGUACCAAGCUGCGCUGGACGCUGGACUGCAAUGCCGAGACCUGGUGAAGACGCACUUUGGAGAGGACCACGCUGUCUAUGCCAGCACUGUGACCAACAUUGCUCUCAUGCACAAGAACAUGGGCCAGCUGGACGAGGCUAUUGAGGCCUAUGAGUUUGCACUGCAGACGUACAAGGCCAGCGUGGGGGAGCAGCACGCGUCGUUUGCCACGACGCUGUACAACCUGGGUCUUGUCUACCGUGCUAUGGCACUGUCAAGCACAGGGCUCGACCGCGUGACUGCACUGCAUCGGGCACUGGACUGUAUCCGAGAGUCGCUCAAGAUUCGCCGGGAGAUUCUGGAGCCAGGGCAUCCAGACAUUGCUCUCAGUUUGAGCAACAUGGGCGUCAUACACUGGCAGAACAAGCAGCCGGACAAGGCGUUUGCAAUGCUGACGGAAGCUGUCGAGAUGUUGGAAAAGAAGACGGGGGCUGAGAGUGUACUCACGGCACUGGCAAAGAACAAUCUUGCGUACGCGAGAAAGGAGGCGCGCGAGUAUGACGACGCUAUCAAGUUGUACGAAGAGGUGCUGAGCGUGCGGAAGCAGGUGCUUGGUUCGGCGCACAAUGAAACGAUCAUGGCGCGUCAUAAUCUGGCAGAGGCGUAUCGUGCGAGCGGAAACGAGGACAAGGCGGUUCAAGUUCAAAACGAGAUUCUGGACCUCUUUGACGCUGAGCUGGGACCCGAGGAAACAAAGUAG